AUGGUCGAUGUUGUACAACAACAAUCCACGAACAACGCUCAACUUAACGAAGAUCAUUCGCAAUUAGACAAUGAUAAUAAGACGAAUAACAACAACAAUAGCAGCAACUCACCAUCAAUAUUAAUGGAUCAAAUACAGGAACAACUAACCCUAAUACGUCAAGAUGAUGAGGAGUUGACAGAAAAACUAAUGUCUAUUUACAAUGGUUUAUGUCAACUUCGACAAUCUAUGACAACUUCUCAACGUAACUCAAAUAUGGAUAUUGCCGCUAUGUCAGCUGGAGUAGAUUCACCAUCGUUAAGUCCUUAUCAGACAAAACAACGAUCAGAUAGCGAACCAAACAUUCUAUCAGAUCGUCAACGAAUAAUAACAGUGAUAGAAGAAUUACAGUAG
Molecule: messenger RNA, 393 nt
Organism: Adineta ricciae
Lineage: Eukaryota; Metazoa; Rotifera; Eurotatoria; Adinetida; Adinetidae
Source: the annotation of a GenBank genome assembly